Messenger RNA from Aspergillus mulundensis, 846 nucleotides. RefSeq names its product ACP S-malonyltransferase. Gene Ontology annotation, cellular component: mitochondrion. The transcript has a single exon. The record is from RefSeq and is a predicted model, not a curated record. Gene Ontology annotation, biological process: fatty acid biosynthetic process. Gene Ontology annotation, molecular function: [acyl-carrier-protein] S-malonyltransferase activity. NCBI's taxonomy places the organism in Eukaryota, Fungi, Ascomycota, Eurotiomycetes, Eurotiales, Aspergillaceae. Bases 1 to 846 code for a protein of 281 amino acids.
AUGGCGACCUCGGUUCUAAUUCUUCGGAUACUUGAAUCAGAAUUUGGAUUUGAGACCAAAACCCGUGUGAAUGUCACCCUUGGACAUAGCCUGGGCGAAUUCUCUGCACUGGUGGCCGGCGGCUAUAUUCACUUUAAUGAUGCUUUGAGAUUAAUCCGUCGCCGAGCCGAGAUUAUGUCACAGUGCACGCAAAAAGCUGCCAUUGAAUCUGGGGAACAUUACGGCAUGAUUGCCCUAGUGUGCGAACCCGAGCACAUGGAUGACCUGCUUACUACUAUUCACGAGUUUCUGCCUUGUUUGAACGGUGACAAUUCCUGUCAACAGGUCGUGGUUGCAAACAUAAACUCCAAAAAUCAGAUAGUACUCAGUGGCAGCAUUGAACGAAUAAGGACAUUGCUUGUCCAGCUUCGUCAGUUUAGCGGCCACGAUCCCCGAGCAGUGAAAUUGAGAAGCGAAAGCCCUUUCCACGGGCCCAUAAUGGCCCCAGCCGCAGGAUACAUGAGAAGAGCCCUUGACGUUGUCACAAUCAACUUCCCUGCCGAUAUGCCGUGCGUGUCGAAUGUUUCUAAUCUUCCUUUCCCUUCCGAGCAUAGUUUGAAGGAGCUUUUGUCACGCCAGUGCGUGGAGACGGUGAGGUGGUGGGACAGCAUUCGCUACUUGGACCAGGAGCGAGGAGUGAAGCGUUGGAUCGGAAUCGGGCCGGGAAAAGUUGGUAGAAACCUGGUGGGGAAAGAGGUUGGAAGGGUGAUGGCCAGAGGGGGUGGUGUUUGGGCUAUCUGUGAUCCACGGGAUGUGAACGAAGCUUUAGUCAUGUUGGAGAACACUGAAAAGGAUAUAGAUGAUUAG